Molecule: messenger RNA, 555 nt
Organism: Helobdella robusta
Lineage: Eukaryota; Metazoa; Annelida; Clitellata; Rhynchobdellida; Glossiphoniidae
Exons: 1
Coding region: 1-555 (184 amino acids)
Source: RefSeq, a predicted model, not a curated record
AUGGACAGUUUAAGAAACGAUACUCCUUUGGGAUCCGAGAUGGAUGAACGUUCAGGUGACAAUGAGGUGACAAAAUAUAUUUCUCAAAACAAUAUUUCAUUGAACAAUAGUAGACAAAAAGACGAAUCAACGGAAAAUAUUUCAUCAGUAAAAAGAGGACAGGAAGAAAGUGGCUACUACACAACAUCAUCGUACGCCGUUGAUGUUCACAGAAGUUCAACUCACUCGUGGAAAACAAAUGAAUCUGUGGGAAGUUCGAUGAACAACAAAAUGUUCAAAAUGAAUAAUCUCUGUUCCAACAUCCCACAUUCCGUUGAUGAAUUUCCCUUGAAAUACAAAUUUGUGUUGAAACGACCCUGGGAAGAUAACGAGGAACUCCCGUCAGCCCAUCCCAACACGCCAUUCAAAAAAAUCCGCACCGAAAUGAAUGGUGGGGAGGACUCAUCUUUGAGUUGGACACAAGCAAGUAAGAAAGUGGCUGGCAAACAGGAGGUCCAGAUCCAGGAACACACUCAAAGAAAGAAACAUUCGCUUUGCAGAAACAAACAACAUUAA